AUGCUUAGCCCUCGUCUAUUUACGCCGUUCCCAAGGUUUCAAUUUCCUCGUCCUUCUGUCCUCUCAAUUUAUCGAAGUCCUCUGCUCCCUUAUCGCGGUCGUUCGUAUACUGUGGACACUGCUGUCAAUAACGAAGAGCCCUCUCCACUGCGUGGACAUGGCGGAGUCAUACGUCGUGAACCUUACUGGUACAAGAUUCCAAUCUGGAAGGAUGUCACAGAGACAGAAUUCUUGGAUUACAGCUGGCAGGGGAAAGAAAAGCUCGUCAGGUUCCUACAUACAGUCCUUCCAGAAGAAAUUCCUUACGAUGAAGACGCACCUGAGCCUUUACGCCACAUCCGAACGCGGGAUGUCUUUAUCCAAGACGUAUUAAACGGAAUCUCACUCGCCCCGAUGUCCAUCCGCAUUACCCCACACAUCAUGUGUGUUAUUGACUGGACAAAGCCCCUCUCGGACCCCGUUCGACGCCAAUUCAUCCCUUUGAAAUCAUCUUUCGUCAAGGAUCAUCCGAAGCUUCAAUUAGACUCUCUAAAUGAGACUGAAGAUUCUCCAACACCAGGACUAGUCCAUCGGUACCGUGACAAAGCCCUGUUCCUUGCCGUCUCCGUCUGCCCAGUCUACUGCAGAUUCUGUACGCGUUCUUACUCUGUGGGGGGACCUACUGAAGAAUUGUCUAGCAAGAGAUCCUUCUCGCCAACACGUCGCCGCUGGGAGCGCAUGUUCGAAUACAUCGAGCGCACACCACAACUGUCCGACAUUGUCGUUUCUGGAGGAGAUAGCUAUUAUGUUCCUCCAGAACAUCUCAGCAGCAUCACAGAGCGGCUGCUCUCCAUCCCACAUAUCCGCCGCAUUCGCAUUGCCAGUAAAGGCCUGGCAGUGUGUCCUUCCCGCAUACUCACUCCAGAAGACGCAUGGACGCAGGCAAUCAUCGAUGUUUCAGCCACUGCACGACGGUUAGGUAAGUCGGUGGCAUUGCAUACUCAUUUCAAUCAUCCAGCAGAGGUGACGUGGAUCACUCGACUGGCGGCACAGAAACUGUACGAGGAGGGAGUGGUGGUACGGAAUCAGACCGUCUUACUUCGCGGCGUUAACGACAAUGUGGAGACAAUGAAGACGUUGGUAAGGAUGUUAGCUGACAAUAACAUCAUGCCAUACUAUGUCUACCAGGGUGAUAUGGUCUCCGGGGUUGAGGACUUGAGGACACCGCUGUCUACAAUACUUGAGAUUGAACGACAUAUCCGUGGAUCAAUCGCUGGUUUUGCCACACCCAACUUCGUCGUCGAUCUUCCUGGAGGUGGCGGUAAACGUUUAGCGGCAAGUUACGAUACUUAUGAUCGCUCGAUUGGACUGUCGACGUAUAUUAUACCUGGGAAGAAUGGAGGCAAAGAUAGAGUUUAUGAGUACCACGAUCCAUUGUAGCACACAAUUUGUCCUAUAAAUUGUUCCAUUUGGAUCAAGACGUGUACACUAUGAUGAGGAACAGUCAAUGCGGAGCACCAUAAAUAGGUAAAACCUACUCGGGCCCCCAGACGACUUAUGGAUCGCAAACUAGUGAGUUUUGAUAUCUGAGAAACCUGAGAUUGAUCUUGAGUGCGGACGAGAACAAUACCAGCGAGUAUAAUGAUUAAUGAUUCCAAGAAAAUCUGAUUGCAUGAGCCAGGCAGAGAGGAUUGUCGGCUCACAAGCGCCUGCCUAAAA
Lentinula edodes (shiitake mushroom) is the source of this 1698-nucleotide messenger RNA. RefSeq lists its product as uncharacterized. The transcript is spliced from 4 exons. Gene Ontology annotation, molecular function: iron-sulfur cluster binding; catalytic activity. NCBI's taxonomy places the organism in Eukaryota, Fungi, Basidiomycota, Agaricomycetes, Agaricales, Omphalotaceae. Bases 1 to 1419 code for a protein of 472 amino acids. The record is from RefSeq and is a predicted model, not a curated record.